AUGAGUUCCGAGGGUCCAAAGAUAUCUAGUGGGUCAACCAAAAAGAAUCCGCUCAAACAACUAUUUAACAAGUUUAGGGUAGGGUUGCACCAGUUUUCGAGAGAGGCUCUGGAAAGUGACUCUGUGGAAGAAGUUGGAUCCGUUAACGAGUUAUUUGAUAGCGGGAACAACAGAGGGAAAAGCGGAGCGGUGCAACAGGAACAGCGUCGAAGUGAAGAAAGAAAUAGCAGCACAUCCGUAACGCUGAACCGGGAGAUUGCUCUCACGGACGAGGAUGAAGACGACGACGAAUUAGAGCGGGACUCUAACGGCGAAGAGGGCUCCGGCGAUGCUGGGCGGAAAGACCAGCAAACUUUUGCAACAUACAACGCAGUGGAGGAAUGUGUCAAACUGCGAUCGAAGUUUGGAGAGCCGUUUGUGCAGGCAGACCGGAUCUGGCGCAGACGUCGCGAGCUAUGGUGCAAACCCACUGAUAACGCACAGCUCGCAGUGGCUGCUAGGAAUCGCGAACGCUUCGAAGAGAUAGCUCCGCGCCAUUACGUUCGCGUGUACCGGAAGUUGGUGGUUGACGGAGUACCUCUCAAACGGGCCUUGAAUUUGCAGGACGCCGUGCGGGUCAUUAAUGCCGGCUGGGUAGAAACUCAAAAAUGGGAAAGGGCUGCGAAAGGGUUGGCAUGA
Molecule: messenger RNA, 678 nt
Organism: Lachancea sp. 'fantastica'
Lineage: Eukaryota; Fungi; Ascomycota; Saccharomycetes; Saccharomycetales; Saccharomycetaceae
Source: the annotation of a GenBank genome assembly